AACGCGAAUCAAAAGAGUGGGAAGUUUCUGGUUAUUUCGAAAACAUGGCUACUAUUCACAGAUUGCAACUCGCGAUUAAAUUUGGAAAAAGUCUUUCAAGACCGUUAAGUCAACAUUUUGAAAGACGAAUUUUGGAAAAACAAUAUCAACAGUUUUCAGCUAUAACAGGCAGUUUGGUACAAAGUUAUUCCUCUCAGGCAGCAACAAAAACCACAGAAACUCAUAAUAUUAUACAAGAUAUAGAAAAACCUACAGAGGAAGGAGUUAAACAUGAAUUUCAAUCAGAAACACAGAUGCUUUUACAAAUUGUUGCAAAGUCGUUAUAUUCAAAUAAAGAGGUGUUUCUACGAGAACUAAUUUCCAAUGCAAGCGAUGCACUUGAAAAAUUGAGAUAUAUGCGCUUAAGUGAUUCUAAAGCUGCAGAAAUUAUUGGUGAUAGAAGUUUAGAAAUUCAUAUUGGUACUGAUAAACAAAAUAGGGUACUUAUAAUCCAGGAUACAGGAAUUGGUAUGACUCGAGAAGAAUUAAUAUCAAAUUUAGGAACUAUAGCUAGAUCUGGUUCUAGAGCGUUUUUGGAAAAAUUAAAGGAGAAACAAGAUGUCGGUGAUACAUCCCAAAUUAUUGGACAAUUUGGUGUUGGUUUCUAUAGUGCUUUUAUGGUUGCUGAUAAAGUAGAAGUAUUUACAAAGUCGUAUGCACCAGAUGCUGAAGGACUUUGCUGGGUUUCUGAUGGUUCAAAUGCAUUCAAAAUCUCAAAAGCUGAAGGAGUUCAACCAGGAACAAAAAUUGUUAUACAUCUGAAUCUCGAAUGUCGGGAAUAUAGCGAUGAAGACACGGUGAAUCGUCUCAUCACUAAGUACAGCAACUUUAUCAAUAGUCCUAUUUAUGUUAAUGGCAAAAAAGUUAAUACUAUGCAGGCAUUGUGGAUGCUCGAUCCUAAAGAUAUUACGCCAGCGCAACAUAAAGAGUUUUAUAUGUUCAUUGGAAACUGUUUCGAUUCUCCGCGAUUUACAUUACAUUAUUCAACUGAUGUUCCACUUAAUAUAAGAGCGUUACUAUAUUUCCCAGAACAAAAACCACCGUUAUAUGAUUUUACGAAAGGUGAAGUAAGCGGAGUCUCGUUAUAUAGUCGUAAAGUUUUAAUUAAAAGCAAAGUGGACACUAUUUUGCCAAAGUGGAUGCGUUUCAUCAAAGGAGUAGUUGAUUCGGAAGAUAUUCCUCUUAAUUUAAGUCGUGAAUUGUUACAGAAUAGUACCUUAAUCGGGAAAUUGCGCAAUGUUGUAACUGCGCGAGUUUUAAAAUUUUUGAAUGAAAAAGCUCAGAAACAAACUGAGGAGUAUGACAAAUUUUAUAAAGAUUAUAGUAUUUUCUUAAAAGAAGGUAUUGUGAGCACUGAUGAUCAGAGAGAGAAGGAAAGUAUAGCUAAACUUUUACGAUUUGAGUCAUCUGCAAAACCACCAGAAGAAUUGGUAACUCUAACAGAUUAUUGCGCACGAAUGCCUUCUGAUCAAAACAAGAUUUACUAUUUGUUAGCGCCAAAUCGAAAAUUAGCUGAACAAUCGCCAUAUUACGAAUCUUUAAAGAAAAGGAAUAUCGAAGUACUAUUUUGUUAUGAAGCACAUGAUGAUGUGAUUUUCUUGCACUUAAGACAAUUUAAUUCUCAUAAGCUGACUUCUAUCGAAGAAGAAUUACGUGAAUCAGAUUCAAAAUCUGAUAGUCCUGGUAUUAUUAAUCAAACUGAAAUUAAUGAUCUUAUAACAUACAUGAAGAAAACUUUAUCCGGAAAAGCACACGAUAUUAAAACAACGACUCGACUCGAGUCACAUCCGUGUGUUAUCACAGUCCAAGAAAUGGCAAGUGCAAGACAUUUUGCCCGCAUACAAACUCGUCAAAUGGGAGAUGAUAUGUUAUACACUCUGCUUCGGCCAUGCUUGGAGAUAAAUCCUAAACAUUCCCUUAUUAAAAAGCUUUGUCAGUUAAUGAAAACCGAUACAAAAUUGGCAGAUCUUCUUAUAAAACAGUUAUUCACUAACAGUAUGGUAGAAGCUGGUUUAAUUGAAAAUCCACGUAUAUUAUUAGAAUCAUUGAAUGAAUUACUGACUACAGCUUUAGAGAAACAUCAGUGAAGUCACUGAUUUGCAAAAUUAUUUUUCAAUAAAUUGCACGUUGUAUAUAAAUUAAUUAUACAAGCACUUUAAAUAAAAUAACUAGUUGAUAAUUGUA
This is a messenger RNA of Frieseomelitta varia, 2223 nucleotides long. RefSeq names its product heat shock protein 75 kDa, mitochondrial (gene Trap1). NCBI's taxonomy places the organism in Eukaryota, Metazoa, Arthropoda, Insecta, Hymenoptera, Apidae. Gene Ontology annotation, biological process: protein folding. The record is from RefSeq and is a predicted model, not a curated record. The transcript has 13 exons. The coding region runs from base 45 to 2126 and encodes 693 amino acids. Gene Ontology annotation, cellular component: mitochondrial inner membrane. Gene Ontology annotation, molecular function: ATP-dependent protein folding chaperone; ATP binding; protein kinase binding.